GUUCGGAAGCGCCGUCGUAAGGAGGCGAGCCUGAGCCGGCGCAUGCGCAGUGCGGGGAGCGGGCUUGUCGGGGACAGCCAGCAACUCUUCAUCUGUUGCCAUGGGGUGUCUGUUCUCUCUCGGUGGUAUUGCGUCUUCCAGGCAGAGAAGAGAGAAUGAUGAGGACUUACUAGACAGCAGAGAUCGUGAGGAAGACAUUGCCAAGUUUCCAUAUGUUGAGUUCACAGGUCGGGACAGCAUCACCUGCCCAACUUGCCAAGGCACUGGCUGUAUUCCCACAGAGCAGGUAAAUGAGUUGGUGGCGCUAAUACCAUACAGUGACCAGAGGCUCCGUCCCCAGAGAACGAAGCUCUAUGUGCUGCUGUCUGUGCUGCUCUGCCUUCUGAUAUCAGGGCUGGUGAUUUUCUUCCUGUUUCCACACUCGGUCCUUGUGGAUGAUGAGGGCAUCAAAGGGGUUCAAGUUUGGUUCGACCAGAAAAACUCCAUUGUCAUUCUUGCCAUCACGACCACCCUGAGGAUCAGAAACUCCAAUUUCUAUUCAGUUGCAGUAACCAGCCUAGCCAGCCAGGUGCAGUACAUGAACACUGUGGUUGGAACCCAGCAGAUUACCAAUGUGUCCCGCAUCCAGCCUCUGAGCGACAAACUGGUGAAUUUCACUGUGAAAUCAGAGAUGGGUGGACCUUUCUCCUAUGUGUAUUUCUUUUGCACAUUACCCAAGGUCACGGUGCAUAACAUAGUGAUCUUCAUGAGAACAUCAGUGAAAAUCUCAUACAUCGGCCAUGUGACUCAGAGCUCCUUGGAAACAUAUCACUAUGUAGAUUGUGGCGCUAAUUCCACAGCUGUCCAGGACCCUCGGCCUGUGUCCACCCCACCUACUCUAGAUAGUGUAACCAAAGAGAGGAGGAUACUCUGAAGACAACUGAGUCAACUAAUACUUCUCUUCGGGAAGUGAUCAUGCAGACUGACUUUUAUUAUGAAUUAUGUACCUGUAGGCAGGAUCACAAGGUAACUUUUAAAUGGAAUUAGAGGGAUCGUUGAUGUCCUUGGAGAAACUUGGAGUGAACAGGAGGUGUCUGAAAUCAUGUGGCACUUCACGUUAAUGCAUAUGCAGCUUGGCUGCACUGCUUACCUUUUGGGCAGUGAUUUGAGAGUGAUUUGUGAUCCAGUCUGAUCCUUCCUUCCCAAAACAUGCUGAGUUCCCACCCACUUAUAACUUGACAUCAAUCUGGUCUUUAGCUGUUGCAAUGAAUUUCUUAGAAUUGAACCCAGAAGAAAUCAAGGAACUGUUUUAAAUAUAUCUUUCAAUGGAAAGACUUAAUGAAAUUCAAAGAAGGCUUCAGACUCUGUCAUUGCCUUGGGAUAAAUGCUGGGGAUUGAAUUUUGCUGCUGUUUGGUGGGCUCUGCUCUAUUUUUUUUUUGUCCUUUCUGGACAAACAUGCUGUUUCAGUGAAACUCUUUUCGCCCCUCAUUCUGCUCAGUGACAGCAUACCAUUAACAUGUUAUGGCAUUUUGUUAGUAGGAUUUCUACGCAUAGUCAUUCCAGGAGAGAUUGGCGCUCAUAUUUAUUCUCUGUAGCUGGAACUUGUGACGGAUGCUGGAAGGGGAAAUAAUUGGAGCUAACCAGCAUAUGUUCUAUUUGGGGUGGUGGUUUGCUUACUGACCAAGUUAUCUGUGGGUGUCCCUCUACAGUGUAUCAAAGCCCUAUUAUCUUAGUGAUGGCUGUGUUUCAAUAGGUUCACCGCUCUAAAGGAGUCGUACUGAUUUCCUUGUAUGGACCAUAUAGCUCUUGGGCCUUUUUCCUUCAUGCAGUGUUUUGAAGCUACUGCUCUAGGUAUAUGUUGAAAUUAAAGUUCUUGGGUGUCACUGAAGCUAGGGAACCUGUCACUGAGCAGUUUGAUCUGUGUACUUGCUGCUUUCUUUUAGCAGGAAAACUUUGUACUGGUUUGUAAGGGCCAAUAUUUUAGAAUAGCAUUUUUGUACUUCUGUAUUUUUUCGCUAAAGGAAGGGAUUUAAAGAUUACAUAUGCAGUAUCCUUGUGUAGUUUUUCCAGACAUUGGCUCACUUUUGCAUGGGGAUUUGGCUGAGUGCAGACUUGAGCUGAUUUCGCUUAAGUUAAUGGAAGUUGCCUGUCUCAAAUGCUCAUUUUAGUGAUGCAGUUUGUAUCUUAGGAUGUAUAAUAGCCAGUUAACCCUGGUACAGAAGGCUAAGCACAAGGUAUUUUAGUUUUAAAUUCCUCACUUCAAAUGAUUCUGUAGGCUGCUUCUGAGCCAGACUCUUGCACAUCAUGAUUUCAGGGCUCUUAAAUUCACUAUAAUUCAACUCAGCUUCCCCAUUUCUUUUGGGCUAAAUCAACUGGCAUCUUUCUCUAUCUUGCUUUAGAGGAAAUAGCUAUGCUAGUGGGAAGGAAAAACCAAACAGUCAGACUCUGAAAAGGAAACUGAUAAUAUCUAAAACGUUUCAUUGAAGAAAGCUUGUUUGUUGUUGGUGUGAAGUAGAAAAUGAACCUUAUUUUAAGAAAAUGUUUCUAUUGUAUAGAAUUGCACUUUACUGGCAGAAUUUCUAGAACUGAAUCUUGCUAGACAAAUAAAACCUGAGAUUAUUUACCACUAAGUGUCAUUUGAA
Molecule: messenger RNA, 2622 nt
Organism: Mauremys mutica (yellowpond turtle)
Lineage: Eukaryota; Metazoa; Chordata; Testudines; Geoemydidae
Gene: TMEM106C
Product: transmembrane protein 106C
Exons: 8
Coding region: 101-913 (270 amino acids)
Source: RefSeq, a predicted model, not a curated record